Molecule: messenger RNA, 1863 nt
Organism: Anopheles bellator
Lineage: Eukaryota; Metazoa; Arthropoda; Insecta; Diptera; Culicidae
Product: zinc finger protein 37 homolog
Exons: 4
Coding region: 1-1785 (594 amino acids)
Cellular component (GO): nucleus
Molecular function (GO): zinc ion binding
Source: RefSeq, a predicted model, not a curated record
AUGGGGAACAUUGAUAUGGAGAACGUUUGCAGAUUAUGCCUCCAUAUCUCCAGCGACCAACGUUCCAUUUUCGAAGCAAUCGGCGAGUGUGAUCUUUUGGUGAUCAUCCGAGAGACAGUGCAACUGGACAUCCACGAGGAAGAUGAUUUACCUAAAACAAUUUGCGCAACGUGCGCUAACAAGCUCAUAAGCAUUCAGGAACAUGUGACACUUUUUCAUGCUUCCGACCGUAAACUGCGGUCAUCAUUAGUCUCCAGUAAUAAUGCAGCUAGUAGCAUCGCUAAGGAAGAGCUUGCUAUGCCCGCAAAGGAAUUAGUGAUAUGUGUAAGCAACGAUUCAGUCUUACAAGACACUGCUAGAAACUCCAUCGAUCCUUUCGAUAGUAUUUUGGCUGGAGACCGAACAGAUGUCGAACAGCAUUCCCCCGAUAAGCGGUCUUCAGUUUCGCACACUAUUGACUCAGUAGUGAUGAGGAGGCAGGUUAUUACGAACUGCCGGCGAUCUCGACGUGUCCGUGCCAAGGUUGCCGGACACGAUGUAACCAACUCCCCAGCAAAAACAUCCAACAUACAGAAGGAUGAAAAACAGUCGGAUAAUGAGUACGAUAAUUACGAUGAAUUAUCCUAUGAAGAGAGCGUUUCCUGCGAGAAGAAUAUCACUUGCAACGACAUACCGGAGGAUAAUAGUUUGGAAAUAAUCGAUGCCGAGAUUUCGCCCAUCGCACAAGUGUUGGAAACUGAACAUCGUCCUAAAACACCAAGGAAACGCAGAAAAACAACAAAUUCCUCUCGCGACGGGUCUACAAAAUCAGAAGGAAGUCCGGCGCUGCGUGACUAUAAAUGUUACAUCUGCAACAGUAAGUCCCUUGGUUCCCAGAAGGCGUUACUGGACCAUUUUGCUACACACGUGGACCGUGUUCCGUUUUCCUGCGAGCGAUGUGUCAUGAAGACGGUCGUCCUAACGCGUGUUCGAACGCUAAACACGCACCUAAAAAUGCACGAACAACCGAUCAAGUGCGAUUACUGUGAUCGACGGUACAGUAAUGCGUCUGGUAAGUAUUACCAUACGCAGUUCUACCAUCUCGGCGGUGGUGCGCCGUGUAUCACGCAUUGCAAGGUGUGCGGAAAACAGUGCGGUUCGCAGGAUGCGUUACGGAAGCACAUGAAGUACCACACGACGGCACUGAAGUGUAGGCAGUGUGACAAAGUAUUCAACCAUCCAAACAAACUGCGUAACCACGAGCUAAGUCACGAUGAAAACAGCGGUUUCGAAUGUAUGGUGUGUAAGAAGGUGCUACAAACCAUCGAAUCGUACGAUGUACACCUGAAGAAACAUACGCAGGAGCGCAGUUAUCAGUGCUCGCUGUGUCCGAAAAAGUUCAACACUUCGUGUAAUCUGUUCUUGCACAUGAAAGUGCAUGCCAAGAACGAUAACUACCGUCCGACGCGCUCCUGGCAGGAACACUACACGAUAGUCAGCCGUGACCCGAUGCACUAUAAGUGCAAGCACUGCGAACGGUAUGGCACGGAUAAAGUGAACAACAUGAUCUCCCAUUUGCAGGCGCAUUUCAAGGAGUAUGAAUGCGACCGUUGCAAGCGACUGUUUGCCACAGCCAAGCAACUUCGCGCCCACUACACCACGCAUACUGGAGAGAAACCGGAAAUGUGCCAACACUGUGGAAAGUGUUUUGCGAACAAAAACGGUUUGCGCACUCAUCUGCGAACUCACACCCAUGAAACAGUAGCAGUAGGCAGAGGAAAGAUGCGUACAAAAACUUCCGAUUAGUUCGUCCACCACGGGAGUUCAGUCUUAAAUUAAUGCCCAAUUGAUGUAAUUUAAAUAAAAUACAUUAGACACAGACAA